AUCGGGGUUCUUCCUCCAAUAGUAGUGGCUUAUACUUCUGCUAUUACUGUUCAAUAGUCCGCAUUGAUUUGAUUCUAAUCUUUCUAAGUAGCUUCUGGGGUUGCGAUUACAUUCCGAGCGGGGUCCUGGAAUCCUGUCGGCGUUGCUCGGUGUAAGGGCAGAAAAGCCGAGUGAGUCACCUGACGUUGACGUAGAGAGCCAAUACUGUUCGUCUCUUUUCUCCUGCCACCAUCGCUGCCAGCAACGAGCUGGCCUCUAUUCUAUCGUCCUUGUAGUGUUGUUAUUUCCUCAAUGUUGUCGAAACGUAUAAUUGCUAUUGCCCAAGGACGGGCUUUGCUUCCUCGCAAUCGCGCAGGUGCAGUUGCGUUGUCAAGAGGAUGGAGUGUUGCAAGCACAUCUGCGAGGGUUGCACAGUUCCACUCAUCGAAGUUGUUGCAAGCCGAGACUAUCAAAGUCCCUCAGAUGGCAGAAUCAAUAUCUGAAGGUACUCUUAAGACAUGGCAUAAACAGCCUGGAGACCCAGUAGAAGCGGAUGAAGAGGUUGCUACUAUCGAGACCGAUAAGAUCGACGUAUCUGUGAACGCACCUAGUGCUGGUACCAUUACCGAACUCCUUGCCGGCGAAGAAGAUACCGUUGCCGUAGGUCAGGAUCUUUUCCGAUUCGAACCCGGUGAAGCUGGUGCCGCUGCUGCACCAAAAGAGGGUGUCCCAGAAACCAAGGAACCAAAACCUGAGAAGGAGGCUGAGGCAAAGAUAGAGCCUAAAGAGCAGCCAGUGGAGAAGGCCCCUCCUCCACCCCCACCACCUGCUCGGGAAGGAGGCGAGGCAAAGAAGGAGAUUAAGGAAGCGCCAAAGGCUGCACCACCAUCAAAACCGAAGGAGGCAGCAAAAGAAAUUGAAGUCGCUCCUCCUCGCGUGGCCGGUGCUAGAACUGAGACACAUGUCAAGAUGAGCCGUAUGCGUCUGCGUAUCGCAGAACGUCUGAAGGAGUCUCAGAACGCGGCUGCAUCGCUGACGACGUUCAACGAGAUCGACAUGUCGAGCUUGAUUGACUUCCGCAAGAAGUACAAGGAGGAGGUGUUGAAGACUCAGGGCGUAAAGCUCGGAUUCAUGAGCCCGUUCGCAAAGGCGUGUUGUCUUGCGCUCAAGGAGAUUCCCGGGGCGAAUGCUUCAAUCGAAGGCGAUUCGAUCGUGUAUAGAGACUACGUCGACCUCAGCGUUGCUGUUGCUACACCAAAGGGCUUAGUUACACCCGUCGUCCGUAACGCUGAUAGCAUGAACUUCGUGGAGAUAGAGAAAGAGAUCGCUGCGUUGGGUAGGAAGGCUCGUGAUGGAAAGCUGACGCUGGAAGAUAUGGCGGGUGGAACCUUCACCAUCUCCAACGGAGGCGUUUUCGGCUCACUUUAUGGUACUCCCAUCAUCAACGUGCCGCAAGCAGCUGUUCUCGGUGCGUCUCGUCUCGGUUUCUUCUCAUCUCUUUUUGUCUUGUCACAUUUCCCACUUCCUUCGUCCCCUGAACUGGUCAUGGCUCACUUGUACCUCGUUCCCGUUGCGUUUCUUCAUGUUUCCUUGUCUUGCCUUUCUUAUUGUUUUCUCACCGGUACCCGUUGUCUUACCACUUCAAACAAUCUUAGGUAUGCACACCAUCAAGGAACGAGCCGUUGUCGUCAACGGCCAGAUCGUGAUCCGACCCAUCAUGGUAGUCGCACUCACUUACGACCAUCGUCUCCUCGACGGACGGGAAGCCGUUACUUUCCUCGUGAAAAUCCGAGACUACCUUGAAGAUCCUCGCAGGAUGCUCCUCGUUUAGACAGACAAUAUGGACUUCAGACUGCGCUUCUUCCCCCCCAAGAACAACCCGACGACCUUUAUGUUGGUAAUCGGUAAAUCACAAUCAAUACUGUACGGAGUUAUUACCGUAAGCAUCUCUUCGUACAACAGUUACAUACAAUAAAGCUCCUUGCAAGUGUUGCUGUCUGUCGCUCGUUUCUUUUCAUUUGCGAUUGCUUUGUUUCAAUGUUUGUGCCUUGAUACAAUCAUCAUACAUACUCUAGCUUUUCUUCUUGUUUUCGAACGUAAAUGAACAUUUCAUCCAUGUUAUUUAUAUAUAGCAACUUCGCAACUGGAAAAAGAUGCGUAUGACAGUCGUGAGAGUGGUUCCAAUCUGGUUCUUGUUUAGAUUGGCAUGGACUACAUACGUUACCCAUAUGCAUUCACAAUGAGCUAUGACCUUUCUCAGACAA
Molecule: messenger RNA, 2243 nt
Organism: Somion occarium
Lineage: Eukaryota; Fungi; Basidiomycota; Agaricomycetes; Polyporales; Cerrenaceae
Source: the annotation of a GenBank genome assembly